This is a messenger RNA of Gongylonema pulchrum, 297 nucleotides long. The record is from the annotation of a GenBank genome assembly. Lineage: Eukaryota; Metazoa; Nematoda; Chromadorea; Rhabditida; Gongylonematidae.
AUGUUAUUGGUGGUUAUUUGGCGGAUCAUCACACAUAUAUUCUGUCAACGAAGAGAACGUGAAGACAUCGAUGCUGUGCUUGACCAGGACGAAGGAAAGCAUGGGCUUUUGAAAGGGGAACUAGAUGGCAUUGCGUUGAAGCAAGAAGAAGUUCAAAUUGGCUGGAUGACAGAGGCAAAAGACUGGGCAGGCGAACUGAUUUCGGGCCAAAGUAUGACAGGUCGCAUCCUCGUCGUAUUAGUAUUCAUACUGUCUAUCGGAUCCCUUAUUAUUUAUUUCUACGAUGCCUCACAGUAA